Molecule: messenger RNA, 603 nt
Organism: Protopolystoma xenopodis
Lineage: Eukaryota; Metazoa; Platyhelminthes; Monogenea; Polystomatidea; Polystomatidae
Source: the annotation of a GenBank genome assembly
CCCACCUACGACCGUCCGCAGUUUAAGCAGCAAACGAUUGACGAUGACAGGACCCUAGACGAGGGACGUACAUCUAUGUUGGCACAAGCAGGUGAAGUUUCUUUUCCCAUCAUCCAUCCGACUAAGUGGCAGCCCCAAGGCCCUGGUGGUGCAAAUAGGCCUGAUUUCGGCUUAGGUACUCGGUUAAAGGAAGGCCUCUUUAGACUGCGAGAACUGAGACCAAAAUUCACCUCGGUCCUGGAUUGUUUAUAUUACAUUUUUGAAGAACCAUUCCAAUAUGUGCAAAUCGCCUUUAAGCGUAUGGAUAUCGAGGGCAACAAUCGCAUCUACGAAACAGACUGCAUCAAGGUGCUACGUGAGUUUGGCCUUAAUGUCGAUAGCGCAGAACUAACUCGUCUUCUGAAGCCUAUACUAUCAUACAAGGAGUCCUCCACUCGAGGCGGUUGGAGUGCUGGUCUCAAUCGAACUCACGGAGUAGUAGCUGCCGAUAAUACGGUUGAGGUGAUUCGGCCUGGCCUUGUACCCUAUCUGCGGCUUCUGAAGCGCUAUCAGUAUAGGGGGUACAACACUGAUGCUGGUCGACUGAUAGCCGAGAUCCGGUAA